This is a messenger RNA of Verticillium dahliae VdLs.17, 1478 nucleotides long. RefSeq names its product C-5 sterol desaturase. NCBI's taxonomy places the organism in Eukaryota, Fungi, Ascomycota, Sordariomycetes, Glomerellales, Plectosphaerellaceae. The transcript is spliced from 3 exons. Gene Ontology annotation, biological process: lipid biosynthetic process. The record is from RefSeq and is a predicted model, not a curated record. The coding region runs from base 331 to 1371 and encodes 346 amino acids. Gene Ontology annotation, molecular function: oxidoreductase activity; iron ion binding.
AGUGUCCAGCAGCCUAUUGCUGUCCCAUACUUAUCAUCAAGGCCUUCAAAGAUUGAUCAAUCUCCGGCAUCCGGGCACGAAUAGAACUGGCCACUCAUGCAGACAAAAGUAACGACAAUAACCAUUAUCACUUUCAGCCAAAACUCGUUCUUCGCACAUAGACGACUUAAAACAUCGCCGACAGUUUGCAUCGGUGCAGUCCCAUCUUGAGAUAUCUAACACCACCACGCUCAAACACCUGUUCACUGCCAGAUUUCCCUUCGCCAGCUCUCCGGAGUCACUAAAGUUUCUACCGGACACCCCAGUCUAUCAAGCCGACUUACCGGCAGUAUGGAUAUCGUGCUUGAAAUUGCAGAUACAUUCGCCGCCGACCAUCUCUAUGCCUGGCUACUUCCGGCACGCCAGGCUCCCUAUGACUUCUCUCUAGACCCCCCUUCUAACGUCACAUCAAGUACAUUCUCGGCAUGGCAAUACAAGCCUGCUACUCGAUGGAUGUACCUCGAACCAACAGACGCUGCCUUUGAGAGCUCGUGGGACAGGGACAAUGUCGUCCGUCAGCUCAUGACCCUCUACGCCAUCACUGUGGUCUUUGGGUUUCUCACCUACUUCAUAUUUGCCUCGCUCUCGUACGUCUUUAUCUUCGAUAAAAAAAUUCUUACCCACCCCAAAUUCCUCAAAGACCAAACCCGGCUCGAGAUGCUGCAGGCUAUCCAGGCGAUGCCUGGGAUGGCCCUAUGUACGGCUCCCAUGUUCGUGCUGGAGGUCAGGGGCUACGCCAGGCUCUACGACACCACCGAGGAGGGACCAGGUCGAUGGUACGACUUUGCGCAGUUCCCCAUCUUCAUACUCCUGACCGACCUGCUCAUUUAUUGGAUCCAUCGUGGCCUGCAUCAUCCAACGAUCUACAAGCGCCUGCACAAGGCCCAUCACAGAUGGAUCAUGCCUACGCCCUAUGCCAGUCACGCCUUCCACCCACUCGAUGGUUUCGCUCAGUCUCUUCCUUACCACAUUGUACCAAUGGUCAUUCCUCUGAACAAAUGGGCCCACGUGGGGCUGUUCAUAUUCGUCAACUUCUGGUCCAUUCUCAUCCAUGAUGGAGAGUACCUCGCUGACAAUCCCGUCAUCAAUGGAUCCGCAUGUCACACAGCACACCACCUGUAUUUCAACUAUAAUUAUGGACAGUUCACCACCCUCUGGGACCGCUGGGGAGGAAGCUACCGCAAGCCGGAUGGAGCCUGGUUCGACAAGAACACGAAGAUGUCUGAAACGACUUGGAGAUCUGGAAUCGAGGAGAUGGAGGCAAUUCAGAAACAGGUUGAAGGCGAAGAUGAUCGCACCUACAGCACAGAAGAUGCCAAAAAGACCAAUUGAUUCCCAUCGAGAGCGCUGCAGCACAAAUGGUGUCUUGUCGCAAGAUCAGGGGGAACAAGAAGCAGACAGAAGGGCAAUAGCAACAGCUUCUAAUCGUAGUUCCACGC